AUGGCAGUCUCGGCAGACUCCACGGCUGGCAGCAGCAGCCUGCGCACCAAGCUAGCCACCGUGCUCCCCGCAGGCUGCCACUUUCGCUUCCACCAUCUCUCGACGCCGCCCUUGCAGACGGAUGCGCUCUACUCCGCGCCUCCAGACGAGCGGCCUGACCGAACAUAUUGCGAGAAGCACUUCCUGACCGUGUCCGUCAAGGCCAAUGCCGCCUCUGCUUCCUCGGAUUCUCAAGCUGGUCUAGCCCCCAAGCACGUCUUGGUCUUGGGCCUAGAAAUCUUCGUAUAUACGACUGCCUACGUCACUACCCUCUUCGUCUCAAAGGCCGACUCGACCGGCUUUCUCUGCCUCCUCGGCCUGGCCCCGGGAACCCCGAGCCCCAUCCGACAAGUCUGCGCCGGUUUCAUCGGGCACCUUGUGGAGACGAGGCGGCGCAGGGGCGUACAGCUCGUCGUGAGCUUGUUUGCUCGUGCCCAGGACCAAUAUCUCUUUCCAGGAAGCGUCAAGCACAGCGGCAAGCACGUUCUCGAUGACCGGGGCCUCGUUAAGUGGUGGUGUAGUGUGCUCGAUCCCCUCCUCACGUCCUCCCCGGUCGGCGAUGCAGCCCCGCCAUGGAGGAGCGUCAAAGGCUACUUGGUGAUCCCCGGGCUCGAUGCUCACGAGACUCGUGCUUUCAUCCCUCGCUCUUCGGCUGCCGCCUCUUCUUGGUUCCUCGGCCAUCCCCUCGAGCGCAUUUCGCACUACUACCGAGAGUUCGAUUGGGUGCCCCCACGAUGCCUGAUACCCCGAUUUCCCGACGAUCCCAAGUCCCGAUUCCGCGACGAGCUUGACGAGGAGGCGGCUCAAUCCGGCUCGAUGCAGACGCUGGGCACCUGGAAGAGCGUCAAGACCCUCGACACCUUCUGGGAGGUCAUGGGCUUCCGCCAAGAAUGCUCGAGCGGGAGGAUGACUGGCUUCAUAUGGAUCGUGUUUGACGACAACGCCGACAGGACCGAGGCUCCGCGCGGCACUGCAGAGUCAGCUCUUGAACCGCCUGAAACACCCCUGAAGAAGAGGACGAGCGUUGACGUGACGCCAAAUACAACACCGAGGAAGUUGUUUCCAUCCAAGGCUGAUUCUGCCGCCAGGGAGCCGCCCAAGUCGACCAGUGACAAGAAGAAAGGCAAGAAACAAAAGAAGCAGUUGAAGGGACAAAUCACGUCCCGCCGGCCGCGCGUCAAGACUGAACAGCGAAACUAUCUCCUUGACCGGCCGACGUCGAGUAAGUACUAUUUCUGGCCACCUGAAGGCCGGGGCGAGAGGAUUGUCGACGAGAGCGGCUACAGACGGACCGUGGAGCUACUUUUACACCUCGACUUUGCCACCCUGGACAAGGCCACGGGCAGCUCCAGGCGCUGGAUUAGCGAGGCGGGAACGGGUAGCCUUUGGGGUCUCGAGGUGACGGGAACCAGGGAGCCGUCAUCCUUUUCCCAGGAUAGCGCAGCCGGCCAGACGUCUACCCAGGCAAACAACUUGUCCGGACUCGUUAAGAGGAAGAGAACAGACACGACCGAAAGCGGGACCCGGCCAGUCAAGGGUUGGGAGACCAACAAGUCGGGAGCGGAGCAGGGCCAGGAGAAGCAGCCUGCGGUCAACACGCUGGGUUCCGGGUUGGUGAGGAAGAAGCCAAAGGCGUGA
This is a messenger RNA of Hirsutella rhossiliensis, 1677 nucleotides long. Its product is annotated as histone acetylation protein. Bases 1 to 1677 code for a protein of 558 amino acids. Gene Ontology annotation, molecular function: histone H3K56 acetyltransferase activity. Gene Ontology annotation, biological process: DNA damage response. Gene Ontology annotation, cellular component: nucleus. The record is from RefSeq and is a predicted model, not a curated record. Lineage: Eukaryota; Fungi; Ascomycota; Sordariomycetes; Hypocreales; Ophiocordycipitaceae. The transcript has a single exon.